CUCUGUUCCAGUAUUCUCAUCCCGCGCGUGUGACUUUGAAAAUUACGGGGGUGAUAGAUUCAGUACUAAUCAAACUGAAUAUAGCGAAAACUCUGAUACAAAUUUUAACAAUUCGUCAUAUCUUGGCACAUCGUACACCGAUUCCUCUUAUUAUACGGAUUCUACUCACACCCACACCGACGACGAUGAUGAUGAUGACAGAACAGUGAGCGGGUUAACAAUUUCAACGGAGGACAGUAAUGCGAGAUUGUACUUGGAUACGGGUAGUAGUAUAUAUGAUGAGUUUCCGGGAAUUAGUAGUUAUCCUGAAGACACAGAUGAUUUACCAGAUUUACCUUUGAGACGUGAUUAUGGUGGUGUCACAACUGAAAGUGAAAGCGAGAUGUGA
Molecule: messenger RNA, 388 nt
Organism: Acaulospora morrowiae
Lineage: Eukaryota; Fungi; Glomeromycota; Glomeromycetes; Diversisporales; Acaulosporaceae
Source: the annotation of a GenBank genome assembly